AGGCCAGGGUUGCCGGGCGGACCGCGGGAACGCGCUCCGGGGGGUGGGGACGCGAGCUCACGACUGCUCAAUGACAAAUCGAGUCGGAACAGCUGGGGUCCGGCCCCAGGACGGGGCGGGGCGCGCGUGAGAGCGGCGAGUCUGUGUGUGCGCACGGCCAGAGCCGCGGUGGGACGGGUCCCCCAGCUCUGCAUCCGGGCCGCCUGUCCGUGUGUCAUCGCCUCAGACCCGCAGGAUGGCCGCCAACAAGGGCAAGAGCCAGGGCUCCCUGGCACUUCACAAGGUCAUCAUGGUUGGCAGUGGAGGGGUCGGCAAGUCGGCGCUGACGCUUCAGUUCAUGUAUGACGAGUUUGUAGAAGACUAUGAGCCCACCAAAGCCGACAGUUACAGAAAGAAGGUGGUCCUCGACGGAGAAGAGGUCCAGAUAGACAUUCUGGACACAGCCGGCCAGGAGGACUAUGCGGCCAUCCGAGACAAUUACUUCCGCAGCGGGGAGGGCUUCCUGCUUGUGUUCUCCAUCACAGAGCACGAGUCCUUCACUGCCACAGCCGAGUUCAGGGAGCAGAUCCUCCGAGUUAAGGCCGAGGAAGAUAAAAUCCCACUGUUGGUCGUGGGCAACAAGUCUGACCUGGAGGAGCGGAGGCAGGUGCCGGUGGAUGAGGCCCGGGGCAAAGCGGAAGAGUGGGGUGUGCAGUACGUGGAGACCUCAGCGAAGACCCGUGCCAAUGUGGAUAAGGUCUUCUUUGAUCUGAUGAGAGAAAUCCGAGCAAAGAAGAUGUCGGAAAACAAGGACAAGAACGGCAGGAAGAGCAGCAAGAGCAAGAAGAGUUUCCGAGAGCGGUGCUGCUUGCUGUGAGCCCGACGAGCGGCGCAGAGCCGCCGCUGCGGAGCGUGGGGCCAGGGGUGGCUCCAGCCUGGCUCGCUCUCCACAGCUGCGUUCACCGUCACUUCUUCACGUGGGACAGAUGUCUGUGUGUCAGCGGCUGGUGGAGGAGUCACCUUUGUGUGGUAGAUCUGCUAACUUCGGCAGGAGCUUUGAGAAUCCCCCCCCCCCCCAACCAUGACAGCCACCCGCUCUGGGACCUGGAGAUCCCAGACAGCUGAGUUGGGGUGCCAAAAGUAUCGUCACAGUAUCGCAUUCUCCCUAGUGUUAGGACGCGGCCAUCUUUUGUUUGAAAAUGAAAACGCCUCAUGUUAGCUGGGCGUGGUGGUGCAGUGAGGCAGGGUAAGGCAGGGAGGGUAGCCUGAGUUCAAGGCCAGCCUGGGCUACUUAGCAAGAGCCUGUCUCUAAAA
This is a messenger RNA of Peromyscus leucopus (white-footed mouse), 1293 nucleotides long. It is a transcript of the gene Ralb, whose product is annotated as RAS like proto-oncogene B. The transcript is spliced from 5 exons. The record is from RefSeq and is a predicted model, not a curated record. NCBI's taxonomy places the organism in Eukaryota, Metazoa, Chordata, Mammalia, Rodentia, Cricetidae. Gene Ontology annotation, cellular component: plasma membrane. Gene Ontology annotation, biological process: Ras protein signal transduction. Bases 236 to 856 code for a protein of 206 amino acids. Gene Ontology annotation, molecular function: GTPase activity; GDP binding; GTP binding.